Molecule: messenger RNA, 2127 nt
Organism: Colletotrichum gloeosporioides
Lineage: Eukaryota; Fungi; Ascomycota; Sordariomycetes; Glomerellales; Glomerellaceae
Exons: 3
Coding region: 1-2127 (708 amino acids)
Source: RefSeq, a predicted model, not a curated record
AUGGCCGAGCUCCCCAGCGGCGUGGCGCCCUCCCUCAAUGUGCCGGGCAUCGUGAACCUCGGGUUCCAGCUUGCCAACAAGCUGAACAUAUACGGCCUGGGGACCAAAUCCCCAGACACAGACGUUCGAUACCUUGUCGAUGAUAUCUUCGGCACGGCCUCAACCCUCGCUCAGCUCUGGGAACAUCUCAGCACUGACAAACAUGAUACGUUUUCCGUCUACAAAGACGCCGGCCGCAAAGACGUUGAGGAUCUCGCGGUCCGCUGCGGUAGGACUUAUGUCACCAUCAUCCGCAGCGUCUACAGGGCCAGCUUGGCAGCCAAAGUCGUCGAGGACGUCAACUUUGAGACGAUCCGCGUCGAGGACUUGAAGGCCGCCAGGCUCUGCGCCAUCAACGCCAAUAUGAACUGGAGCUUGGUCGAGGACGCCUUCGAGACUGCCGCGAAGCAGUUGCAGUGGCUCUUCGCGAGCCUCCUGCUGCACAUGCAGGUCUUUGAUGUGGCCCGUCUCCAAAUCAAAGCUCCCAGAGCCCCAGGUAGCUUCGAUGAGGAGCUCGCUUCAAGGGCAUUGGCCAGCCGCCUGCUCCAGCAAAGGAACAAGAACGUCAAGACUCUCGUAGAGGACUACGAGAAGAAGGCGGAUGAGCAGGCCAAGCGCGAAGCUCGAGCAGCCUACAAAGCUGCCAAGGCAGCGGAGGCUGCUGCAGAGGCUGAGGCCGCAAGCGUCUGCUCUGGUGAUGACGUGGCAUCGUGGAAGUCUGGAGAGACUGCCCAGGUCUCCAGGGCGCCUUCAAUCUGCGGCGACAAGGUCGAUGGAGAGAAGAAGACUGUUCCCGUUGUGGAAUCCUGCGCGCCGCCUCCUCCUCCUCCCGCUUUCAUUGAGCCUCCUCCACCUCCUCCAGUCAUGGACUAUCCACCACCGCCACCUCCCGAGCCCAUCGACAUCAAGCUUAUGACGCCCAAGCGCCGGUUCCCGGCCAAGGUCUUCAACAGCAUGGCCGAGUGGAUGCGGGGCCUCUUUGGCCGCGGCCUGCCGCCUCUGGACCACUUGGAGCUGGAAGCAAGCAUCAUCCACAGUGGGUAUCAGCUCCAUAGCAAGAAGAAGCCCCCAGUCCUGGCCUUCGAGCCGAAGACUCUGCUCCGCCAGCUCAAGCGUGUUCUCCGGAAGGUCGGAGAUACUCCCGGAGACCAGCUGAUCGGCCUCGACGCCCAGUUCCGUCUUGCUGUUCAGAAUGCCCCGCAGCGCGCGCAGAACAAGGACGGCCGCGUCAGGAACUUGAUUGCCGUCGACACCCGCGGCAUGCCCGAGUUCAUCGUCGCGUACAUGUCGAUGGAGCCUGCUCUGGAGCCUAUUCACUUGACUGACUCCAUUGGCCGCACCAUCGUUAUGCCGUAUGAGCAGUGCCGAACUCUGAAGGGAGCCCGUAACAUCAUCCACAAUCGCUUCCGCGACAUCACCAGAAUGUGGCCGAUGAUCAGCCAGGGCGCCUUCGAGAUCGUCAACGAAGACGACGUCGUUGUCACCCCGGCAGCCUGGGAGAACACCGUGAAGCCAGGCGCCGUCCUCACGAUGCGCCUCUCACCUUUCGCAGACAGCUCCGUCGGUCCGGAGUCCAAAACCUGGGCAGAGCCGUACAUGGGCCCGCCCCCGCCUCCGCCGGGCAUGUAUCCCCCGCCCCCGGGCUUUAGGCCAUGUGGUGUUCCUCCAGGCUUCCCGCGGCCAGGCGGCGGCGGCGGCAUGGCGCCGCCACCGGGCUGGCCAGGCCGCCCAGGCCCCAGAGUCAUCAACGUCGGCCCCGCCCCCAUCCGUCGGCGUCAUUGCCCGCGUCCCCCGUCUUCGGUGCUGAGCUGGAUGGCCGGCUCCACAAACACCACCGAUCGGGAGCUCGAGGAGUGGAAGCUCGGCUUCGAGCCGGACUUUGGCGGCCCGGGGCCGACAAGGGAGAAGGACAUGGACGAACUGACGUGGAACAAUCUCGGCCGGCUUGUGGCGCAGUGGACUUAUGCCACGGACACCGAGUUCAACACUGACUCGGGGACUAUGCCGUGGUACGAUGACGCCGCGACGACUCGGUCUGUUAGCUCUAGUUCUUCGUCCUCCUCUUCGGAUGAGAUUGUGGAUGAUUGA